Triticum turgidum subsp. durum (durum wheat) is the source of this 606-nucleotide messenger RNA. Lineage: Eukaryota; Viridiplantae; Streptophyta; Magnoliopsida; Poales; Poaceae. The record is from the annotation of a GenBank genome assembly.
AUGCUGGAUUUAAGAGUGUCAGAGAUACCUACUAAGCAUAUUAUGAAAAGGUGGACGAAGGACUCUAGAGACAUACUACCUGAAAAUCUGUUGAUGUAUCAAAAUGACAGAGGUGGAGUCAAGAAUGAUACAUAUCGUCAUGCCAAGCUUUACCAUACUGCUUUAGAGUUUGUCAGGAGAGGUGCCGCAAAUGUCCAAGCUUAUGAAACGGCUUUGAUUCUACUUGAACAAGCCAACAACAGGAUACAGGCAAUAUGCGCCAUAAGGGAUGGAAUGGGUGUAGCAGAUCGUGAGGCGGCUGCUCUGGCUGAAGCGACCGAGUCAAGUUGCAUGGCACAAGAUGGCGGGCGCAAUGAAACAUCGGGGAUGAGUCUGGCUCCGAAGAGGAAACGUCCUACUGGUAGUCCAACUACGAGCAGGGACAAGGCGCCUUAUGAGAAAGCAAUAAAGAGAUCGAGGUUCUGCAAGAUAUGUCGUGUCGAAGGUCACAAGAACACCACUUGCCCACAAUGCGGUGACAUGCCGAAAGCACCUCGCAAAGAACCAAAGUGCACAAACUGUGGUGUGCUGGGCCCUGCUGGGCCAUCGACGCAACAAUUGUGGUAA